This is a messenger RNA of Linum tenue, 540 nucleotides long. Lineage: Eukaryota; Viridiplantae; Streptophyta; Magnoliopsida; Malpighiales; Linaceae. The record is from the annotation of a GenBank genome assembly.
AUGGCAACAUCAGCCGUUACAGUACUGGCGUUCAAUAUCGCUGUAUCAGCCAUCAUCAUCAUAUCGCUGGCGCCGGUCGCUGACGCCGUGGAAAGGGCAAAUCAUACAUGCGGCUGCCCUCGUUACAAUAGCAGCUGCGUGGAUUGUGAGGCAGGGCGGUGUUGUAGUCUGUGGGGCUACUGUGGAAUCUCAAUCGGCUACUGUACGCCGUGUUAUUGUGAAGGUCAUGUCGAAUGUGAUCCUUGUCACUGCCUAGGCAAUUGUCGUCAUGCAGCCGCUGGAAACCAGCAGCUUCCGUCAGCAGCAGCGCCUGGUUAUGAAACCCUAGUAGCCACCUACGACCCCAAUCUCAACAACGUAACCAAUCCUAAGAAUGGAAAACAAGCGAUGGUGAGAAUCAUGAACAGAAAAUAUUGUAGCUGGACAAGUUUGGCACUGGACCACGAUGCCUUUCAACAGCUAGAGGAUGAUGAUGCAGCAGCAGCAAUCCACCUUCCAGUUCCUGUUAGCUACAAGUAUACGCACUGUAUUGACAAUUAG